CCACAGCCACCGAAGAAUUUCUCACAAAACUGAUUUCGGAAUCCCGUGUCCCGAGACAAAACUAACGCGUCCAAACCGCGUUUACCCACCUCUAUCGUUAUCCAAUUUAUAUAUAGGAGUAGUAAGUAGUGGAGUAUAUCCCAAUUCGAUUCAACUCUACAAAUCACAACGUUGGCUUCCAAAAUUGAACUCUCAGCUCUCUCUCUCUCUCUCUCUCUAGAAAUGGCGCAAACUCCGAGCAAUGCUAUCCAUCAACGUUCGCUCACCUCCCUGGGCAGCAUGGACGAAGUGCAGAAGGUGUUCAACAAGUUCGACACCAACGGCGACGGCAAGAUCUCCGUCUCCGAGCUCCGUUCCGUCUUCAAGGCCCUCGGCGUCGACGUCGGCACGUCCUCGGGGGACUUGACCAACGCCGUGACGGAGAUCGACAAGGACGGCGACGGCGCGAUCGGCCUCGAGGAGUUCGCUGACUUCCACCGCGCCGCGGCCCGCGGCGGCGGCAGCGAUGGCGAGAGCAACGACGGCAAGGCGAUCGGCGACGCGUUCAAGAUGUACGACCGGGACAGGAACGGGCUGAUAUCGGCGCAGGAGCUGCACGAGGUGAUGAAGGGGCUGGGGGAGAGGUGCUCGGUGCAGGAUUGCGCGAGGAUGAUCGGAUCGGUCGACGUGGACGGGGAUGGGUGCGUGAAUUUCGAGGAGUUCAAGAAGAUGAUGAGGCCUUGAGAUUUUUAGGGUUGCGGAAUGGGGUCCUGUACUGUACUGCGCUACCGUGUCGUGCACCCGUAGUACGCAUCUGGACCGUUCUUUUUCACAAUCGAUGGUUUAGAUAUAUUUGUCAACUUUUACCGAAUAUAAUUAACUUUGACCGGAGUGCUUCAGCGAAUCAAACCCAUCGAUUGCAAAAACGGACGGUUCAGCUGCUGACUACAAGAUGAUGCACUACACGUAACGCACUACAGGACUCCCGGGGUGGGGUUGCGAAAUCGUGUUAAGAGGAAUAAUUGAAAGAAUCGAAGGUAAGAUUAGGGCUCGAAAUAGUUGGAUUAUGAUGCAUAAUGUACGGAUUUUGAUUUUAUCUUUCCAGAAGGCAACUAGUGUUCAGUACCCCGGUGUUUCCCUGUUGUGCCCUUAAGCUUCAAGUUGUAGUUCAAUUUCUCAUCAGUCAGUUUGGUCCAGUUUUUGUAGUUCAA
Rhododendron vialii is the source of this 1190-nucleotide messenger RNA. RefSeq names its product calcium-binding protein CML24-like. Gene Ontology annotation, molecular function: calcium ion binding. The record is from RefSeq and is a predicted model, not a curated record. The coding region runs from base 223 to 723 and encodes 166 amino acids. The transcript has a single exon. Lineage: Eukaryota; Viridiplantae; Streptophyta; Magnoliopsida; Ericales; Ericaceae.